Molecule: messenger RNA, 1263 nt
Organism: Haliotis rubra (blacklip abalone)
Lineage: Eukaryota; Metazoa; Mollusca; Gastropoda; Lepetellida; Haliotidae
Exons: 9
Coding region: 1-1200 (399 amino acids)
Source: RefSeq, a predicted model, not a curated record
AUGAUGUUCUCCUCCAACUGCUUCCUGUGUCUGUUCCUGGUCGUCCUCGCCACACAAGUAACACUCGCUAUAAUAGCUGUCCCUGCCACAGAAGCACCUCCCCCUGCCACACAAGCACCUCCCCCUCUAAUACCUCCGUCGUCUGCAUCGUGUCCACAAGCAGGUCUUCUGUUGGAGAAGCUUGUGAACCUCAGCACAGCACUUAGUAACAUUAACAACAGUUUAAUUUCUGUCUUCGACCUCAUCGACGAGCAAUGUCCAUGCCUGGAUGCUUCCCCCGAGUGCUUCGAAACAAGAGUCUCAAACUUUAGAACUGCUUUGGAAGAGCUUAUUGUUGAUGCAGACAAUGUCACUCUCAGCGCCCCAACAGACUGCCCAGAUCGUACCGGAGCAGUGUUCGUGGCUACUUGUGAUGGAACUGAUGUUGCCGUGGUGGAUCCCAAUGGUGUCAUCCAGAACGGCUUCAAUACCGAUACCAAUGUAACUGGUUGGGCUGUUUACAUCAACGGUGAUACCUAUGGAUUUGACUACUUCAGGAACGGUCCAUUUGAAGUUCGAUGUCGACUGACACCGGAUUCAGUUGAAAUCGUAUUAGGCGAUGACAAUGAUGAUCCAUUGACAUCGACAGCAGUGGGAACUGGCAUUAUCUACGAUCCUGACACAGGGAAUGAUUAUGUAGCCAUUUCAUUCGACAAUGCAACUCUCAAUGGCAUCUAUUGCUUCAACAGGACCGUAUUUCCACGUAUUACCUUGCUCUUCGGUUUUGACGGCGUCCCCGGAAGAAUUGAGGUUCAUAACGGCUUCGUGUACAUGAUUGAUGGUCAGAAGAUUGUAAGACGACGACUAGAUGGUACUGGUGGGUGGGAACAGGUCCUGUUCUUUUCCACAAACAUAAAAGACUUUGACGUUGCCGCUAAUGGACACGUAGUGUUUACCGACGAAUCUGGAGCCGUGUAUAUUUAUGAUCCGGUCCAACGAACAUACAGACAGCUGAGGCCGCCAACCAGCGACGGCAGAUGUGGUUUCACCAGUGCUAUCAACCCCUGCGAUUCGCUCCUCUACGUCGCAAACAUAAACGAUGCGGAACUUCAGAUCUUCAAUACUAACACAUUUCAGCGUGUUGGAUCACUGACAUACACCGAGUCGACUCCAUCCCCAUGCCCGUCUGUUGCAUUUGAUCCAACAUUCUGCUGUGCAUGAAUUUGAUGACGGUUCAGGUCACAACAGAAGCCAGGCCUCCCAAAAGUCAAAGCAAUGGCAAAG